GAGACAAUUGCAGCCUCUCUUUUACCCUUUUCAGCUGCAGAAUUCAUGCUCUGGAUCCCUAUCCUUUUCUCCUUCCAUUCCCACUUCCAAAAGCACAAAACAAAAGAGAAAAAACGCCCCCUUUUCAUCAGUUCUUGAAUCUCUCACUUUUCUCAGUCCCCUCUCUCUCGCUCUGCAAUGGAAGAUUACAAGAGGAGUCAGAUUCCGGCAUUUGGGUACUGGGAUUUCAGCGACGAUCUCCCGAUUACGCAGUACUUUGAGUCGGCUGCGCAGGCCGGGCUUAUCCGGUUCAAUAACAUCACGGGAGAGAGUGAUUUGUACGGUUACGAUCUCAAGAGGCCCACCGCUGCAACGGUUCAUCGCCCUAAGAUGAAAGAAAACUCGAAAUCUCAUAUGCAGCAUGUAAGCAAGGAGCAAAGGAAGCAAGGUAGGGUCUGUGACGUGACCGAACCUCCAAAGCAGCCAAGGGCCCCAAAAGCCGUGGAUGAAGAUCUCUAUAAGAUCCCACCCGAGCUCUUGCAUGAAAAGCCUAAAAGGAAGAGGGUUAUGGGAUUUUGGUCAAGUUGCCUGGCACCGAGUUGCAUUGCAUGAACGGUGGAGAUAUGCCUCACGUGUAUAAUAAAGUUAGGGGAAUAGGGUUGCUUACUUUAGGAUGCUUUAAUGGGACCGGAUGUUGUUUGGAUGGCCUGGAUGCUUUCUUUCUUUUUCUCUCUCUCUAUCUUUUUUUUUUUUUUUUUUUUUUUUUUCUUUCUUUGGGUGGAUUGGCUUUUGCAUACGUGUACACAUGGCUUGAUCUUUUUGGGAAUCAUCUAUACCCAGCUUAUUGGUAUA
Magnolia sinica is the source of this 831-nucleotide messenger RNA. RefSeq lists its product as uncharacterized. The record is from RefSeq and is a predicted model, not a curated record. NCBI's taxonomy places the organism in Eukaryota, Viridiplantae, Streptophyta, Magnoliopsida, Magnoliales, Magnoliaceae. Bases 178 to 591 code for a protein of 137 amino acids. The transcript has 4 exons.